Paramecium primaurelia is the source of this 378-nucleotide messenger RNA. The record is from the annotation of a GenBank genome assembly. Lineage: Eukaryota; Ciliophora; Oligohymenophorea; Peniculida; Parameciidae.
AUGUAUUAAUACAGUUAAUCAUACCAUCAAUAAAGAAAAGAAAAUAAACAGAAUUAAUUAUAUAAUUCCUUAUAGUUAGAAAGGGAAUAAGUUAAAUCAUUUAUUAAAUAACAAGAGCUUAAUCAUUAAUAGCAAUCAUAAUUUAUAAAAGAAUAAAUAAAUCAAUAGACAGAUUCAAUUAAAAUUAGAAUUGCUUAAAGGAGAAAUAGCUUAUAAGUGGAUUAAGAAGCUAAAUAAAUUUAAAAAAUUGUUGCAUAUUUCAACUAAAGAAUCUAAAAAAUAAGAGAUUAGGUUUAAAGUGAAGAUUAAUUAAUAUUAAUACAAUAAUUAGAAGAAGAAAAACUAAAUAAGAUCCUACAAAUACAAAACUAAAUUUGA